Solanum dulcamara is the source of this 818-nucleotide messenger RNA. Its product is annotated as squamosa promoter-binding protein 1-like. The record is from RefSeq and is a predicted model, not a curated record. NCBI's taxonomy places the organism in Eukaryota, Viridiplantae, Streptophyta, Magnoliopsida, Solanales, Solanaceae. The transcript is spliced from 2 exons. Gene Ontology annotation, molecular function: DNA binding. Gene Ontology annotation, cellular component: nucleus. Bases 26 to 472 code for a protein of 148 amino acids.
CAACUUUAGUAAAUUAUUUUUCUCUAUGGAAAUAGCUAAUAACCAGCUGAAAUCCAUGGAGAAAAAUGAUGACUUGUUGGUAAUUUCCACUAGUGAGAAUGCUAAGAAGAAGAUUAUUACAACAAAUAAUAAUAAUAAUAACAAGAAAGGAUCAUCAUCAUCAAAUUCUUCUUCUUCACUAAUAAGAAGUUGUCAAGCAGAGAAGUGUAGUGUUGAUUUAAGUGAUGCUAAACAGUACCAUAAGAGGCAUAAAGUCUGUGAAUACCAUGCUAAGUCUCACGUCGUCGUCGUCGCUGGACUCCCCCAACGUUUCUGUCAACAAUGCAGCCGCUUUCACGAGCUGACGGAAUUCGAUGAAUCAAAAAGGAGUUGCCGGAGGCGUUUGGCUGGACACAACGAAAGGCGAAGAAAGAUCAUGCCGCCAUUGUCGUCAUCAUCAUCUGCAGAUCAGAUCAGUCUCUAUCCAAGAUGAUUCAACGCACAAAAAAUUUCACCUCCAUUGAAAAAAAUGCAUAAUUUAUAUAGUAAUUGCUCUCUCUCUUCUGUCAUAAUCUAUUUCUAAAAUAAUCAUCAUCAGUCACACACCACCAGUGAUAAUUAAGUACAAUAGAGUACUUUUGGACUUGGUAUAAAGAUUGUUGCAGUGCGUAUUUAAAGUAGGACAGAGGACUUAUUGCGAUCGCGAUACACUCUGUGAAGUAAUAAAUAAAUGUUAUGCAAGGAAAGAGAGGUGGGGAAUGUAUGGAAAAAUUACUUGAGUGAAUACUUUUUAAUAAAUAAUUAUUGAUAUCAGCGAUACUUUUUAUUUAUUAUCAUCU